AUCUUUUCUUCUGCUACUCCUUUGUGACCUGGGCAAGUGUCCCCUCUCUGAAACUCAGUGUCCUUAUCUAUUGUGGGAACAACAUGCCACUGAGAAGAGAGGAGGCUUCCUAAGAUCGUCAUCCCGGCUGGGGGUGGCCUGUGGAGCCCCCCACCGCCAUUCAGGUCCUGAGAUGUGGUGAACCCCCGCCUGUCUGCCACCAUUCCCCAGAAUGGACCGAGGGGGCCUCCUUCCCUUCCAGCUGUGGUGCCCCCGGCCCUUUGGCACCUACUCCCAGAACCAGCCGCGCCCGCCUUCCGCAGCCCUCAAGCCGUCAGCCUGCCCUGAGCCAGGUGGGGGGGCGGAGCCAGACCAUGGCCCUGCCCACUCAGAAAACACACCCCCAGCCUUGGCCACGGAGGCUCCUGCCUCCCAGCCUGCCCCGCUCCUUUCAGCAGCGGCUGCCGGCGACGAGGGUCGAGUCCUGCUGGACACGUGGUAUGUUAUCAAGCCCGGGAAUACAAAGGAGAAGGUGGCCUUCUUUGUGGCCCACCAGUGCGGUGGAGGCAGCCGGGCCAGCUCCAUGAAGGUCAAGGGGCACUGGGGCAGUGACAGCUCCAAGGCCAAGCGGAGGAGGCGCUGUCUUGAGCCUACGAAGGCUCCUCCGGACCCAGGGGGACAAGACGGGCCCCCUGCUGCUGAGGGGGUCCCAGCCUCAGCCAGUGAGGAUGUGGACCUGCUCUCUGUGGCCGAGAUGGUGGCCCUGGUGGAACAGCGGGCCGCCCUGGCCCUGCAGAGCUACCCGCGCCCGAGCACCCCAGCGCCUGUGGUCUAUGUGUCGGCCGAACAGGGUGGGCCUGCCAAGGGGCUGGGGUCCGAACGGCGGUCUGGUGGCGGGGACUGCAGCCGUGUGGCGGAGGCCGUGGCCCACUUCGAGGCUCAGCGGGACAACCCUCCAGCCAAAGGCCUCCGCAAGGAGGAGCGGCCCGGGCCAGGCCCUGGGGAGGUGCGCAUCGCCUUUCGGAUCUCCAAUAGCCGAGAGCCCCGUGCACCGGAUGGCAGCUUGCCCAACGGGAGCGGGGGCCGGCCGGGUUGUGCCUACCCUAGCAGCCCGGGUCCUGGGGCCCGGGCCAAGGACAAGAUCACCUGCGACCUGUACCAGCUCAUCAGCCCCUCUCGGGAUGCCCUCCCCAGCAAUGUGGAGUUUCUGCUGGCUAGGGCGGAUGAAGCCAGCGAGGGUGAGACCCCAGCCCCUGCCAGGCCCGAGGACACUCCCCCGGCCCCCCCUCCACCCCCUGCCCGGGACUGUGGCGCGUCAGGCUUCCAUGUGGAUGUGGUGGUGACGGGGGUGGUGGAUGAGUGCAUCUUCUUCGGCAAGGAUGGCACCAAAAACGUGAAGGAAGAGACGGUGUGCCUGACCGUCAGCCCCGAGGAGCCACCCCCGCCUGGCCAGCUCUUCUUCCUCCAGCCCCGGGGACCUGAUGGGCCCCCCGAGCCACCGCCAACUGACUCGCCUGCCACUGCACCCGGCCCGGACGAUGCUGAGGGGACGGUGGACACCUCCCUGUGCCGCCUGUACCGGCACGUGUCGCACGACUUCCUGGAAAUCCGCUUCAAGAUCCAGCGGUUGCUGGAGCCGCGACAGUACAUGCUGCUGCUGCCUGAGCACGUGCUGGUCAAGAUCUUCAGCUUCCUGCCCACGCGCGCCCUGGCGGCCCUCAAGUGCACCUGCCACCACUUCAAGGGCAUCAUUGAGGCUUUUGGCGUGCGGGCCACAGACUCGCGCUGGAGCCGCGACCCGCUCUACCGCGAUGACCCUUGCAAGCAGUGCCGCAAGAGAUACGAGAAGGGCGAUGUGUCGCUCUGCCGCUGGCACCCCAAGCCCUACCACCACGACCUGCCUUAUGGACGUUCCUACUGGAUGUGCUGCCGCCGAGCCGAUCGCGAGACGCCCGGCUGCCGCCUGGGUCUGCACGAUAACAACUGGGUGUUGCCCUGCAAUGGGCCAGGCGGUGGGGGCGGCCGGGCUGGCCGGGAGGAGGGGAGGUGAAGCCGGGGGAGGGGGGGGGAAGAGCCCACCAUGCCCACCCCCACCCCCUCCCCCUGGGAGCCGAGGGUCAGGCCUGGGUCACCCGCCCAUACCCUCUGCCCAGGCAGCGUUGAUCCCCCUCCAGAACUGCGAUGGUGUUCAGGGGGAUGACCCAAGAAAGCACUCUGAUUGACCCCUACUGGUUUUCUACUCUUCAGACCCUCAAGUAGGGUGUUUUUUUAUCAGCAUCUCAAUUUCUUCUCCAUUCAGCCCCAGCGCCCUCCCUGCCACUCUUCAUACCCCAGGGACCUACGAGCAGGGAGCAGACGGCAGCUAAUUUUGGUACUACUUAAGGGUUCCCCCAUUCUGGCCCCCUUCCGUUCCCUCCCCUCAGUUCUUUCCCUCUGGAGCUGUUUUUUUUUUUCCCCAGGAGGCUGCAGCACCCAGGGUUGGUACCCUUCCUAACCUACUACACCAGGGCUCACCUCCUCUUUAGGAACAGGGGCCAUCAGAUCAAAGAUCACAUUUGGCAGUUUUCAUGGCCGCCUGCCAUUUCCCCAUUAAAACAAUAAAAAUCAGUUUUCUCCUUAACCUCAAGCUACCAGUCUCUCUACUUCCCCUAAAGGGGAAGAGGAGAAAAAAGUUGAAGUGUAAAAAUUCUCCUCCUCCCAAUAUUUAAGCUAUUGCCAUGACUCUCCCCCCUCCCCCCUGCAAAAAAGCUGUGAAGCCCUUUGCCUCGCUCUGGACAGCGUCGGGGGCCGGUGGGCAGGGACUGUGGCUUUGAAUUUCUGGGUUGUUUUUCCUUCUACUCUGGGUACUUGUUCAGGUGUUGGGGUCUCUCCACCCCCCAUCCACAUGUGUUUCUUUAGAAGCCUUUGGUCAACCAAGACCUUGACCUUCAGGCAGUUUGAUCUGGGGUAUUUUUGUUUGUUCUGUUUGAGAUGUGUUUUUGUUGUUUUGUCUUGGUUUUAGUUUUUCAUCCUUGUGGUUCUGGAAAGCUUCUAAUGUGUGGCAUCUGACCAAUUUUGAAUUGGUCCUUUCUAUAAAAUCAGUAUUUAUAAGGCUGGG
Orcinus orca (killer whale) is the source of this 3076-nucleotide messenger RNA. RefSeq names its product F-box protein 46 (gene FBXO46). The coding region runs from base 212 to 2029 and encodes 605 amino acids. The record is from RefSeq and is a predicted model, not a curated record. The transcript is spliced from 2 exons. Gene Ontology annotation, molecular function: protein binding. NCBI's taxonomy places the organism in Eukaryota, Metazoa, Chordata, Mammalia, Artiodactyla, Delphinidae.